AUGCGCGAUGACAUUUUCAAACGACUUACGUUUGGCAUCAAGAAAACACCAAGACAAAUAGCUGCAAACCAUGAAGAGAGUGAGGAUGAUGCUUCUCUACGACUGCGAGUUCUUCCGGAAAAUAUAAAAGAAGAUCUCAGAAGUCUACGGAAGCGACAAAAUGGGGAACAGAUACAGGUGGAAGUCUCAGAAGACAAUGAAGCGGUUGAAGAAGGUUUCAAACUCUUUUCCGAUGGCCGUAUGCCAAAAAACGCGAAGACAUCAUCAAAAACAGUUCCUGUCAGUUCCCACGAAGUUCCUACUCAUAGUGAUGAUAUUCAAAAACAAAUCGCUGAGAAGGCAGUACCUCUUAUGAUGAAGCAUCGAGACGUUUUGGCUAGCGCGCCAACAGGAUCCGGGAAGACCCUCGCGUUCGCUAUCCCUGUAAUUAUGGACGUGCUGAAGUUGAGGAAAUUGAACAAGUAUAAGGAUGGAUCAAAGCUAUUGGCAAUAGUCUUAGAACCCACCAGAGAACUAGCGUCUCAGACAUAUCGUCAAUUCCUCAAGUUUGGCCAGGGUCUCCCAGUUAAAGCCGCCUUAUUCGAAAGUGAAGAAAUUCCACAAAAUGUUGAUAUACUUGUUUCUACGCCGAAUCGUCUUGCUCACCAUUUGCAAGAUAUGCAGCUCAAAUUCCUAAGGUGGCUUGUUGUUGAUGAGAGCGAUCGCUUGUUUGAAGUUGUUGAAGGGCAGGAGCGAUGUUUUCGGAAUCAACUCGCCAGCGUCUACAAGGCCUGCGAUGGGAAAUUCACUCGGAGAGCCUUUUUUAGUGCCACGUUUUCCUACGAAGUGGAGGAGUGGUGCAAAGAGAAUUUGAACAACGUUGCAAUGGUGUGUAUCGGUGAAAGAAACUCAGCAAAUGCCAACGUGACGCAGGAACUUGGUGUUUGCUGGUUCAGAACAUGGAAAGCUUCUCGCUAUUCGAACCCUCCUCCAAACCCAAUUUGA
Messenger RNA from Cooperia oncophora, 984 nucleotides. NCBI's taxonomy places the organism in Eukaryota, Metazoa, Nematoda, Chromadorea, Rhabditida, Trichostrongylidae. The record is from the annotation of a GenBank genome assembly.